This is a messenger RNA of Ipomoea triloba (trilobed morning glory), 891 nucleotides long. Its product is annotated as V-type proton ATPase 16 kDa proteolipid subunit-like. Gene Ontology annotation, cellular component: proton-transporting V-type ATPase, V0 domain. The transcript has 3 exons. The record is from RefSeq and is a predicted model, not a curated record. Gene Ontology annotation, molecular function: proton-transporting ATPase activity, rotational mechanism. NCBI's taxonomy places the organism in Eukaryota, Viridiplantae, Streptophyta, Magnoliopsida, Solanales, Convolvulaceae. Bases 129 to 629 code for a protein of 166 amino acids. Gene Ontology annotation, biological process: proton transmembrane transport.
GGGCCAAUAAAAAUCUUUCGUGCAGUGCCAUUCGCAAAUCGCAAGAGCCAAGGGCUUCUCAGAUCUGAUCAAUUACACAGUUUUCUGCAGAUCGGACGUAUACGAAUUCGCUAAAAAGCUCUGAAAAGAUGGCUUAUACAGACUUCAGCGGCGAUGAGACGGCACCCUUCUUUGGCUUCCUGGGCGCUGCUGCUGCCCUCGUCUUCUCCUGUAUGGGAGCUGCCUAUGGGACCGCAAAGAGUGGGGUAGGUGUGGCGUCGAUGGGUGUGAUGAGGCCGGAGCUCGUCAUGAAGUCGAUUGUCCCAGUGGUUAUGGCUGGUGUUUUGGGUAUUUACGGCCUGAUUAUUGCCGUGAUCAUAAGUACCGGUAUUAACCCUAAGACCAAAUCCUACUACCUCUUUGAUGGCUACGCUCACCUUUCCUCUGGUCUUGCUUGUGGCCUCGCUGGCCUUUCUGCUGGCAUGGCCAUUGGAAUUGUUGGUGAUGCAGGUGUAAGAGCAAACGCACAACAGCCCAAGCUAUUUGUAGGGAUGAUUCUCAUCCUCAUUUUUGCCGAAGCUCUGGCUCUCUAUGGACUUAUUGUUGGAAUCAUCCUCUCUUCUCGCGCUGGCCAAUCUAGAGCAGAGUAGAGGAAGAGCAGAGCACAUUUGUCUCUACGCAAAUUUAUGUUGUUUAUUUGAUUGUGGAAUUUUUUCUUCUCUUUCACCAAAGAUUACUUAUGGGGUUGGCUGGCUAAUAGAUUUGCUAAUUUAUGUGUUGAUGUUCUGUUGUAGAUUAGAUCUCCCCUCGGCCCUCAAUAAAACUGUCAUCAGUUAUCAUAAAAAACCAUAAGGGAAUUGUGUAAUAAUUGUUUGUGUUGUGUUGUCAAAUUUGUUUUUGUUGAGUCUCAAA